Molecule: messenger RNA, 612 nt
Organism: Staurois parvus
Lineage: Eukaryota; Metazoa; Chordata; Amphibia; Anura; Ranidae
Source: the annotation of a GenBank genome assembly
CACCCCCCCGUCUCCACGGUCGCCUGUGCUGCCGGAGACUCCCUCACCUCCAGCUCACUCACCACCAGCCAUGUUGGAAGAGGAAGAGGAGGAGGAUCCCUCUUCUGAGGCACACUUUUCAAGCAAGGUUUUCUCCGGAGGAGGAGGAGGAGGAGGGCCCACUAGCCACCUCCAGAAUUUGGCCCGCAGCAGGAGGCCCCCUCACCUCCAGCUCACUCUCCAGCCAUAUUGGAAGAGGGUGAGCUGGAGGAAGAGCAGAGGGAGGAGUGGUCUCCCCCUCAGGUCCACUUUAACUGGCACUACAGAAAGGGAGUGGCUGCACUCCAGAGCCCCCAGGAGCCAAUGGAUGGAGGAGGAGGAGGAAGAGGUGCAGUCUUUUGGAGGAGGGCCAACUCCCCUCCAGUUCCCCUGAGCCCCAGGACCCAGUUGUACUUCCCCAUGCCCCACCAUGCUAUGGGGGAGCUACAGCCCCCUCUGGAUGCAGAGGCCGACAUCCCAGAAGUGUUCAACCACCCAGCCAUAAGAAGGCCUCAUAGGCUGGGUGUGUGAACGUAUUGGGACGCUGGAGCAGGCAUUGGAGGGGGGCCAGCCGAGAACCAGCCAGACAUAGUG